AUGGGUGAUAAAGACAAAUUAAAAGAGCAAUUGUCAGAAAUAUUAACGGAGGUGGCCAAAGUGAAGAAAAUCAAAGAUUUCGAGUUGAUUCCUGAUGUCGAUAGAAGUUACGGAGAUGGAUUUAUGUCGCAAUUUUACACCGGACAAGUAAAAAAUAGAGAAACCGGUGAAAAUUUUCAUAUAGCUAUCAAAAAAUGCCCAGAAAAUCAACAGACCGUAACAUCUUUGUUUAAUAACGAAAAACUUUUUUACGAAUCGAUAUUUCCGAUGAUGAGAGACUUUCAGCUAAAACGAAACGUCGUUAAAGUUCUUGAUAACGUUCCUGGAUAUAUUUGUGGCAGUAUGGAACCGAAAAAAGAAUAUAUAGCUAUGGAUCAUGUAAAAAAUCUCGGUUAUGAGCUGUAUGACAAAACGAAAUGUUUCAACGCGGAACAUUUAAGGUCAAUUUUUAAACUAUACGGUAAAUUUCAUGCUGUUUCUUUUUCUAUAGAGAAAAGUUUACCGGAGGCCUUCAAAAGCGGUACAAAAGGUACAAGAGAACAUUUUUGUUACAUUCACCAACAUACCUGA
Molecule: messenger RNA, 570 nt
Organism: Sitophilus oryzae (rice weevil)
Lineage: Eukaryota; Metazoa; Arthropoda; Insecta; Coleoptera; Curculionidae
Exons: 1
Coding region: 1-570 (189 amino acids)
Source: RefSeq, a predicted model, not a curated record